Sycon ciliatum is the source of this 1560-nucleotide messenger RNA. RefSeq lists its product as uncharacterized. The record is from RefSeq and is a predicted model, not a curated record. Lineage: Eukaryota; Metazoa; Porifera; Calcarea; Leucosolenida; Sycettidae. Bases 404 to 1237 code for a protein of 277 amino acids. The transcript has 2 exons.
AACAGUUUCGUCCCCAGGAAUAGAUCCCUACUCAACACGAACUAUUCGUGUGAACAAGGCAGAAGUGAUAGUUAGCGUGCGUGUCAGAACCAUCUCCCGGCCCAAGCAAACCCCAUCUUUGCUCGCCGCUGACGGGCAAGUACAUGUCGCUAUUGCAAGGUCGCUCAACUGAAAGAGCACUGGAGCUUUUGCUGUCUCGUCUGCUUAUAAAAACGAGACAUGCGUCGGGAUUUCGCGAGCCAGGAUCAGGACAACUUUGUCGGCGUUCGGUCUGCGUUUUAUUCCACCAAACUGGGUGGCUGAGUCUAAAGUCGGACGUCAUCUUUGUCCUGCGUUUAAAGGCUUGGAUUUGCCUACUUCAGUGCCAUUGUCUGGUGUGUCAGUGGGAGAAAAAAGGUGAGGAAUGAUGGUACCCAGGCACCGCACAGCAAGCGUGGGAUGUAUGAUUGUGCUGGCCGUAGCGAUGAGCCUAGUGGGGCCUUGCUCCGGGCGGCCAGCAGCUCGCCCUGCAGAAUACCUGCGCAUAAAAUUUAAUGACGUUGGCGAUGGCAGUGUUGGAAAUGGCCACGUUGUCGACAGCGUCGCUACUAGGCGCAUUCGAAGUUCAAGUGACUCCAACUCAGACACCCUGGAGGACAGUAGCGACAGCGCCGAGAGCGACAGCGAUAGCACGGGGGAACCCGUGUCCGAGCUGGAAGCGCAGAGACUCCACACAGAGCAGUUGAUGAUCGCUGCCGUCAAGGUGGCUGUGGCAGACCUGGCCGCUGUUGUACCCAAUACUCGCGCUCUUCUCAAUCAGGUUAACAGACCGAGUGCAACAUCAAUAGGUUCUCUGGUAGGAUACUUAGGUGUAUCUUCUGCAGCUGCUCGUCCUCGACCUCAGGUAGCACGAAUCCCUGGUCCCAGUGGAGGCAUUCGCCUGCAGUCCCAAGAUUUCAACUUCACCGUCGAUCUCAUACCUUCGGAUGACAUGUCCCUUCACUCAGCUGUUCCAUCACCGGGGAUGACCGCCAGUCCUCCGGCAAUUGAAUUCCGCAACUUAUACGUACGGCACAUUCCACGCGAGCUUCCAACGCUGAUGGAUGGCUCGGUGUAUAUCGACUUCACCGUGGAUGCACUUGGCCUGGUUCAAAAAGUGCCCAGACGCAAACUGCAGCCGAACCAGCAGGAUUCAGUGUCGAUGCUCCGCACACUCUCUCAAAUGAAGGCCCUAGUGGAGAAGGGUUCCAUUAAUUAAGCAAGGCUACAAGAGUUCAUUUCUGUUUCCUACUUGAGGAUCACUCAGUACUACUCCAGGAUUCUGACCAUGGACAUGGUCCAUUACUACAUUAGUUAAAAUUUUGUACAUGAUUGUAUUCCCAACAACACACACACACGCGCGUGCACGCACGCAUACAUGUACACAAUGUCAUGUUCAUAAUGUAAUACAGUAGAACGCAUUCUUGCAAUUUUGUCUACUGCAUGGCUGAUAAUUACUAGUACACCCACUUUCAGGAUGCGCUAAGGCGUGCUGUUACAUCUGUGAUAGCAGUUCCAUCUGGUGCAUCAGUAUCAGUAUUA